Fusarium sp. VM40 is the source of this 1590-nucleotide messenger RNA. Lineage: Eukaryota; Fungi; Ascomycota; Sordariomycetes; Hypocreales; Nectriaceae. The record is from the annotation of a GenBank genome assembly.
AUGACAACCUCCAACGCUGAGCAGUACCCAGAGGGUCCUCUCUCAGUCCUCGUUUCUUCCAGAGUUGUCGUUACCCUUCCUAAUGACUCCCUCGUCAUCACUCCCGCUUCUAUUGUCGUCAGCCCCGUCACCGGAAAGAUCGUCUCAGUCGUUCCCGAGGUCCUCCCCCUAUCCAGCUUCCCUGCUGGCACAGACUAUGUCGACCAUACCCCCAAGCUUCUCCUCCCUGGCCUCGUUGAUGCUCACGUUCACUUGAACGAGCCUGGCCGUACUGAGUGGGAGGGCUUCUGGACUGGUACCCGCGCUGCUGCAAGUGGUGGUGUGACCACUGUGGUGGAUAUGCCGCUGAAUGCCAUCCCUCCCACCACGACUCUUCAUGGCUUUGAGGAGAAGCUUCGGGCCAGCCAUGGACAGUGCUGGGUCGAUGUUGGCUUUUACGGCGGUGUGAUCCCUGGUAACGCCGAUGAGUUGAGGCCCCUGGUUGAAGCUGGUGUUCGAGGCUUCAAGGGCUUUUUGAUUGAGUCUGGUGUUGAUGAGUUCCCCGCCGUCUCUUCCAAGGAUAUCGCCCUGGCCAUGGAAAAGCUCAAGGACACCCCGACUACCCUCAUGUUCCACGCCGAGAUGAUUCCUCCCAUCACCCAGUCCGUGGGCGACGACGUGCAGACCUCUGAACCCCCUCUCGCCCCAACUGGUGAACUCAACGCUUACAAGACCUUCCUCGAAUCUCGACCCCCUGCUUUCGAAACAUACGCCGUCGAGGAGAUUAUUAGCCAAGCACACAUCGCCCCGUCGCUGCACCUUCACAUCGUUCAUCUUUCGGCUACGCAGUGCAUUCCUCUCCUCAAGGCCGCUCGCAAGUCGGGUAUCAACAUCACAGCCGAGACCUGCUUCCACUACCUCGGUUUGACUGCUGAGGAGAUCGAGGAGGGCGAUACUCGACACAAGUGCUGCCCGCCUAUCCGGGAGGGCAAGAACCGUGAUGGUCUUUGGGAAGAACUCGUCGCGGAGGAUUCAUGCAUCAAGACUAUCGUGUCGGAUCACUCACCUUGCACACCUCAACUGAAGCUCCUUCCUCAGCAUCUCGAUACCGGACGACCCAACAUUCCCCACAACGACUCAGGUAUCGACGUGGCCGCGGUUGAUGUCCAAGACCCUGUAGAGCAAAAGGCGCGUGGAGAUUUCUUCGCAGCCUGGGGUGGUAUCUCCUCCGUCGGGCUCGGUCUCCCCAUCCUCUACUCAGCAGCCAAGAAGCGCGCCGACUUCUCCAAGACACCCAGCAUCACUGACAUCGUGCGCAUGUGCUGCCAGGCCACAGCCGCACAGGUCGGUCUCUCACACCGCAAGGGCGCCAUUAGAGUCGGCAUGGACGCAGACAUUUGCGUGUUCGACGAUGCCGACGAGUGGACGUUCACGCAGGGCGACAUGCGAUGGAAGAACCGAUGCUCGCCGUGGGAGGGUCACGAGUUUACAGGCCGUGUCAAGGAGACGUGGCUGCGCGGCAACAAGGUGUUUGAGCUUGGUGCGUCAAAUGCAGGAUUCGUUGUCAGCAAGCCUCUUGGCGAGAGCAUCACGGAGAAGCGAACGGUUUAA